CCUCUUACAAUGUUUAGGUUCUCUACAGCUCUUCAGCAUCAGAGUAAAUUGCAUAAGCAUGUAGUACCUCUUUCUAUAAACCAAAGAGUGCCAACUUCAUACUGGCGUAUGGCAUAAGAUGACAAUGACGUAAAUACAAAAAUGAAAAUGAAGUCGACAAUAGCUUAAAAUUUUUAAUUUGUCCAAGAAAUCCAGUGUAUCAACAUGAUAAAUAAAUAGUUGUGACUUGUUCGCUGUGAUUAACAACAUUAUGUUACGAAUAAGAGCAAAAAUGAAAUAAUAAUGAAUGGGAAAGUGACAUAAAUGGGUCCAACGACCGAAAAAGUAGACCUUAGCACAACACAAUCAGAUUUAGUCGUUCUUCAAGAAAAAGGGUUUAUAUUAGAGAAAAUAAUAGGGGAGGGAUCUUAUGCUAAGGUUUAUAAAGCAACUCAUAUGGUCGAUGAGACCCGGCAUUCAGUACUGGCGUGCAAAGUCAUCGACACAGCGCAGGCUCCGCGCGACUACCUCACUAAAUUCCUGCCUCGCGAACUCGACGUACUCAUCCGCAUCAACCACCCCCAUGUCGUCCACGUGUCGAACAUAUUCCAGCGGCGCGCCAAAUACUUCAUAUUCCUACGGUUCGCCGAGAACGGAGACUUGCUCGAUUUCCUCACACAAAACGGACCCGUUCCGGAGAAUCAAAGUAGGCUGUGGAUGAGGCAGAUCAUCUCGGGGAUUUACUACAUACACACUUUGAACAUAGCGCAUAGAGAUUUGAAGUGCGAGAACAUAUUGAUUACGGCAAAUUACAACGUGAAGAUAACGGAUUUUGGGUUUGCGCGGAUCGUGCGACAGAGAGACCGGGAUGUUUUGAGCGAGACGUAUUGUGGCUCGCUGUCGUACGCCGCGCCCGAGGUGCUGAAAGGCGUGCCGUACCUGCCGAAGAUGGCUGACAUGUGGUCCAUAGGCAUCAUUCUUUACACGAUGCUCAAUAAAGCGUUGCCCUUCAACGAGACUUCAGUGAAGAAAUUAUAUGAGAAGCAGGUGAUGCGCAAGUGGCGGUUCCGCACGAGCGUGGUGAACCAGCUGUCGACGGAGUGCAAGCAGCAGGUGACGGCGCUGAUGGAGCCCGAGGCCAAGGCGCGGCCCACCGCUGGCAGCAUCUUCAGCGGGCCUUGGAUCAGCAUGGACCCACGGCUCACCAAACUGACGUUUUUGGAAGAAUCUCUGCUAAAGCAAGCGCAAGACGAGUCGCAAAAGAAAGAGAGAGAUGUCGAUGAAGAAAGUGAAGUAGAGAGAAUAGCGGAACUGCGACGCAAAGGUCGAGGAAAAGAGGGUCUGAAAGUACUGAAGAACAUUGAAACAAACUACCCUAAAUCCCAGCAGUUAUUUGAAAGCAAAGAUUAAAAAAACAAGAAUUAUGUCCAUUCAGUGUUUAUUAACUCUUACAUUUUAUAUUUAUGACUUUAAGUUAUUGUAAAAAUUAUUUAAUACAUUAUUGUACAAAUGAUUUUGUUGUUUCUAUAAUGAUAUACGGGCGUGAUAAUAGUCACGCGCCGGCACUUACAAAGUUAUGGAAGACAAGGGUCCAUCAUUAGGGUAUACAUAUAAACGUUUGGCACAGCGUGUAAGGAACAGGAUUGUGGUAAUCUAAAUCAUUGAUAAACUUUUACUCUUACAACUAGAAAUAUGUUGUGCUAUCGUUAACGCUAAUAUCAUCAAUGAACAUACAAAUUGUUCCUUGUAGCUAUAAAUUAUUGUCAACAGUAACACAAACUGGCAUCGAUCAUGAUUUCAGUUAAGUAUACCACAAAAAUUCAUCGAAUAAUGAAUUUUAGGUAUAUCAUUUUCACUCAUUGUUAAUAAGCUCGCGAAUCGAUUUUAAGAAAUUCAACUCGGCGGAGAAACUGUUUUUAUCACAAAGUUACUGAGAAAUAGAGCAAAGUUUACAAUAGGUCUAGCACUUAAUUGAGUUAUGCCCGUUUUCACCAUCAAUCCCUAAUUUUUAAGUGACCCCUAUGGUAACACUUAACAGGCAUUUUGUUGUCAUAAUGGUCACUUAAAAAUUAGGGAUUGAUGGUGAAAACGGGUAUUAGUGUCUGAGGUACGGGAGCGGCACAGGAGGGUGUUUUUGAGACGUCAAACGUCUUCGGACUUCAGAUUGGUAUGCUCUAUCACGUCAUAAUUAUGUCAAUGUCACCCCUCUGUUACGAGAGCCUAAACCUCAGACACUAACUCAGUAAAGCGUAGACCUAGACCUUACAAAACAACAAGUAUGUAAAUUGAUGAUAUAACACAAGUGCGUUUUAUGUCUUAGGACAUUAUCUCCCGCUAAGAUUUUGUUGUACUAGUACAUUAUAAAUUUUUAUAUUUCAAUCAAACAUUCUAAACAACACGACUUGAAGAUUAAAUGACCAAUACUGUUUCGUCUCCAGUUGAGACUACUUUGACUUAAUUCACUGAGAAAACUAGAUAUUUUGUAAUUCGCUUAAGAGCGAUCAAUGUUAUUUUUAUUACAUAAUUAAUCUGAUUUAUAAAUACACUCUUCAAAACACUAACAAAGAAAACUCUUAGAAAAACAACACGUAAGUUGUCUAUACUAUUUAUAGUAAUACAUCUUAACAAUAUACUACAAGAAA
Molecule: messenger RNA, 2621 nt
Organism: Ostrinia furnacalis (Asian corn borer)
Lineage: Eukaryota; Metazoa; Arthropoda; Insecta; Lepidoptera; Crambidae
Product: testis-specific serine/threonine-protein kinase 3
Exons: 6
Coding region: 304-1389 (361 amino acids)
Biological process (GO): microtubule cytoskeleton organization; intracellular signal transduction; protein phosphorylation
Cellular component (GO): cytoplasm
Molecular function (GO): tau-protein kinase activity; ATP binding
Source: RefSeq, a predicted model, not a curated record